This is a messenger RNA of Acanthosepion pharaonis, 1098 nucleotides long. The record is from the annotation of a GenBank genome assembly. Lineage: Eukaryota; Metazoa; Mollusca; Cephalopoda; Sepiida; Sepiidae.
AUGCCUCCGUUUUUCUUAUUCAAUCUUUCUUAUUCAAUCUUUCUCAUGAUCUUUCUCAUUCGAUCUUUCUUAUUCAAUCUUAAUCACCCGAUCUUUCUCAUUCGAUCUUUUCAAUCUCUCUUGAUUUUUCUCAUCCUUUCUUAUUCAAACUUUCUCACCCGAACUUUCUCAUUUCAAUCUUUCUUAUUCAAUCUUUCUCACCCGAUCUUUCUCAUCCAAUCUUUCUAUUCAAUUAUUCAAUCUUUCUUAAUCACCCAUCUUUCUCAUUUCGUUCUUCAAUCUUAUUCAAUCUUUCUCGCCCGAUCUUUUCUCAUUCAAUCUUUCUUAUUCAAUCUUAAUCACCUUAUUCAAUCUUUCUCGCGAUUUUUUCUCAUCCUCCAAUCUUUCUUCGAAAUCUUUCGAUCUUUCUCAUCAAUCUUUCUCUUGAACUUUCUUUCUUAUUCAAUCUUUCUCCUUGAUCUUUCUCAUUCGAUCUUUUAUUCAAUCUUUCUUAUUCAAUCGUUUAAUCACCCGAUCUUUCUCAUCGAUCUUUCUUAUUCAAUCUUUCAAUCUUUCUCGCCCGAUCUUUCUCAUUCAAUCUUUCUUAUUCAAUCUUUCUCGCCGAUCUUUCUCAUCCGAUCUUUCUUAUUCAAUCUUUCUCACCCCGAUCAUUUCUCAUCCAAUCUUUCUUAUUCAAUCUUUCACCCGAUCUUUCUCAUUUCCGAUCCCGAUCUUUCUCAUUUCUCAUCCGAUCUUUCUUAUUCAAUCUUUCUGGCCCGAUCUUUCUCAUCCGAUCUUUCUUAUUCAAUCUUUCUCUUGAUCUUUCUCAUCCUAUCUUUCUUAUUCAAUCUUUCUCACCUUGAUCUUUCUCAUUUCCGAUCUUUUCUUAUUCAAUCUUUCUCGAUCUUUCUCAUCGAGUCUUUCUUAUUCAAUCUUUCUCCUUCGAUCUUUCUCAUUCAAUCUUUCUUAUUCAAUCUUAAUCUUGAUCUUUCUCAUCCGAUCUUUCUUAUUCAAUCUUUCUCGCCCGAUCUUUCUCAUCUGAUCUUUCUUAUUCAAUCUUUCUCACCCGAUCUUUCUCAUCCAAUCUUUCUUUCUUCAAUCUUUCUCAAUCUUUCUUGA